This is a messenger RNA of Jatropha curcas, 1602 nucleotides long. Lineage: Eukaryota; Viridiplantae; Streptophyta; Magnoliopsida; Malpighiales; Euphorbiaceae. The record is from RefSeq and is a predicted model, not a curated record.
CAGCUGCGCCUUUGGGGCGAGAGUAGUGUUGGUUUAAUGGCACUUCCUGCAAUUAAACAUGGGGAAUUGGUGAUGUUGAAAGAUUUGCAACCAUCAUCACCUUUCUUUAAGCAAGGAGCAUCACUUAGAAUCACUGGAAAGAUUUUUUCUCAAGGUGGUAGUAAUUCUAUGGGAAAAGGGAGCAAUGUCGCAGCAAGGGGAAUAAGCGAUGGCAUCGGUCGUUGCAGCAGAGUGUUGGACAGAAUUGAUUUGAAGGGUAUGCCUAACCCAUAUUCUGAGUUUGUUGUUAACAUACACUGGUAUUGUGUUUUGUUUCAGAUAAUUCUGCAGGCACGUGUGGGUAGAAAUGUUGAUGGCAUUGACCUCAGCCUUUAUAAUCAAUCGCUACAACUAUUGCGUCAGUUUCAAGCUGACCACAUAAAAAGUCAUCAUCAAAUCAAUUGAAUCACACACCUGGCAGCCAUGUAAGAGCAGCAAUAAUUAAAUCAGUUGUUUAACCUAACCAGUGAGAAAAGAGUAGUAGAGAAAGAAAGCAACAAUGACCUUUUGCAGUGAAGAGAUGACUUGAUGGAGAUAAAAACCAAGGGUUGUCCUGCUGUUUGUUACAGCAGUGAGCUCUGUCCACUGACGAACAUAAAUAUAUGGCAUUUAAACGAAAGCAAAUUAAUAUGAUGGAGAGAUUGUAGAUAAAUGAUCAAGAGUAAAUCAAAAUGAAAUAGCGACAAGAAAAGACGGCCUUGUUGUCGUGAAUGGUUGGGAUAGCCACUGGUUUUGGUAAGAUCGUUAUGUUAUGAAGAUAGCGAGUGGCAGGGGAAGUUUGGACAAAGAGGGAGAUGAUGUUCUGAGAAGGUAAGAUCCAGAAUUGCUGGCAUUGAUUCUCAUUGUUGGUGGUGAUAUUCAUUCUCUCUUAUGUGGCAAUUAUGUCUCGCUAUGGAUGGAGAUAUUCGAUGCUUGAUCUUUUAUUCGUAACUGUAAUUCUCAGGUUAACGAAACAACGACGUGACGUAUAUUGGUCAAACGCUUUGUGGUUGGCAUAGAAACCACAGGACUCUCUGUCAUGCAGUAUUUACUCAUUUCUUAACAUCUCUGAUCUACUACCACAGCCACUUCUCUGCCAUAAACAUUAAGAAGAAACCCAAUUUCUGAUUUCAGAAUUGCAGGCCCACUCUCCCUGAAUGCCAAUUCUGAUGAUAAUUGAUUGAUUAUCUUUCUUCUCCAUGCUUGUCAACUGCGUCUUUUUGUUUUUUCUAUAGUUUUAAAACCGAAAGUUCUAAAACCGUUUAAAAGCGUUUUGGUUUCAAUUCCAUAUCUUUUAUAACUGGAAUCAACAGAUUUGAAACUCAAACUAGAGAUUUGGAGCCGUGGUCAUGCCUGUGCUCAUGCCUACUUCGAGGGGCUAGAAGGCUUCUAGUGACUAAUCAGACCAUACUCGUUGAAGAUCUGAAGAUAGUUCACUCUACUGUAGGAAUCAACCAUUUUUAGAAUGGGAUUCUUGAUAUAAAUUGACUGAUUAGGAUAGGAUUUUUGAUGUAAAUCGGGCAAUUGAUUGUAACUUAAACGAAAUAAUACUUUUGAUAUUCAUUUUCUCAUUUUUCUUUUUUA